AUGCCGGCGCCGUACAUCAGCACGCCGCAAACGACAGACGCGACAUACCUCACCAAUGGCCUCGAUCGGCUGGGCGACAUGUCGCCCGAAAAGUCCUUCUUCGCCCCGCCCCAGAAGCAGGACUUGAUCAGCCAGAUGCGAAGUGCACGACAAAAUGGUGGCAACCUGAAGACACCUCGAGCCGGUGGCCGCGACGCCCUCCGACUACUUCCCAAUGGAAACAAUGGCAAGGGCGAAUUCACACCCCUCAUGAAGAGCGUAACGAAAAACAACAUUGCCCGACGAAUGUCAGGACGCAAGUCCGUUGGUUCGGAGACGCCGGACUAUCAUAGGUCGGGCUACGCCCACGGCGCGACACCUGCUCUCCCUAGAUUGGAUGAGAACUCACAACUUAAUGGAGAUCACACAUCCAGCUCGGCCAUUAACGACAGCGAUUUCACGCCUCUGCCACAUAAUCUUAGCAGUAGCGCACAUAGUACGCCAUUAGCUCAGCUACCCUCACGAACCGCUGGCGGCGUGGUCAAUGAUGGGAAUAUGAUGACGUUGAGAGAGCAGGAGGGUAUAAUUGACAAGAUUGAGAAAGAAAAUUUCGGACUCAAAAUGAAGAUACACUUCUUAGAAGACGCCAUGUCGAAACGUGGUGGUGAGUUCAAUGCGGCCGCGUUGAGGGAAAACACCGACCUCAAGGUUACCAAAAUCACAAUGCAGAGGGAGCUCCACAAAUUCAAGAAGAACAUUGCUCAAGCAGAAAGAGACGCUGAGGUAUACCGAUUACAGCUGGAGGAAUACCGCGAGAAAAUCAAGCGACGACAUGCUGAUGAGACCACACGCGCCGAGAUGGAGAGGCUACGAGACGAGCUCCGCCAGAAGGACGAGCUGCUUGAAACGCUUCAGGACGAACAAGAAAUGUCACACGCAAAAGACACGGCUGAAACCAAGAGGCUGCGAGAGGAACUGGAAGAUGUACAAGCCGACCUGCGGGAAAAAGAACGCCAGCUUGAGAGUCGCGAGGACGAAAUCGAUGAGCUCAAGCUGAACGCGAGCAAAGAGUCGAAUGCUGCGGCCGAGCUGGAAGACGAACUGGACUCUGCGAGACAGCAAAUCGAAAACUUGAAGCAAGAUCUAGGCAAAGCUGAGCAGGAGGCAAGCGAAGCAAAGGAUGACCGUGAAGACGCGUUUGCUGGGAAGCGCAAAGCAGAACAGGAUCUGGAAGAACUCCAAGACGAAAUGGCCAACAAAUCUUUCAGUACGAAAGGCUUGAACAGGCAGCUCGAGGAGAAAACUGCUAAGCUUGAGGAGGAGCUGGAAGAGCUGCAGGAGCAUUUCAACAAGUCGCAGAAGGAACUCGACGAGAAGUCUCAAGCUGAGCGGAGAUUGCAAGAAAAGGUGCGCGACCUCGAGAAGGAGGGUGCAGCCGAUGCGCGCGGCCUGCGCCAGGAACUCGAAGUAACCCGACAACAGCGUGACACUUUUGAACGCAAAUUCAACCACAUGGCCAAGCAGGUUGAAACACUUCAGAAAGAGCUCCAGACGCUAUCCGAUGAGAAGGAACUUCUGCAAUCACGCCACGAUGCUCUGACGACAGAGUCUGCGCAGCUGCAGAAAGACCUCGAGCAAUCCAGAAAGUCCAUUCACGCCCUAGAGGAGGCUGUGGAGGAUGAGCAACGUCGCGCUGCACAGCAAGACAGCAUCCUGCGUGCUCAACAUCAGCAAGAGAUCGACCUUCUUAACGAGCAAGUGGACAAUCUACACCGCCAGGUUAACUCCAAAGAGAAUGAUCACGCAGCGGACCUUGAGGAAUGGGAAGCUAAGCGCAAAAGCCUCGAGUCAUCAUGGGCAAAGGCCGACGAGAAAGCCACCGGACUUCAACGGACCGUCGACAAACUUCACGAUGCCCAGGGUACUUUGUCUGGCCGCGAGAUGAAGAUGCACGAAGCUCUAGAGAGCGAGAAGCAACGCCAUCUGCAGGAAGAAAAGGUGCUCACCAAGCAGAUCGAGGAGCUUAAUGAAGACCUAGCGCUGAAACGCUCCACCGCAGAAAAUAGUCGCACAGAGGUCAACAAUGCCAAAGAGGAGCUGCGGAUCUCCAUCCGUGAACAGGCUGCUCUCAAAGAGAAGGUCGCCGAUCUCGAGGAAGAGAUAGAAGUCCUACAAGCCGACAUGGAGCAGGAGCAUCAGCUCUUGGAGGAGCUUCAGAAGAAAUCUCACGAGAGUGUCGACGCCCAAGUUUCGAAACUCAGAAAGGAGAAGCAAACUCUGCAGGACAGCUUAGCCAACGUGCAAAUCGAUCUCAGCAAUGCCCGUCGCGACCUCGGUAUCGCAGAGAAUGAUCGUGAUGAUCUCGAGGCCAAAUUACAGAAGCCCUCGAAGUCUCCGAACGAUACCUUCAACGUCGACACUGAGAAGCGUGACCUGAAACGUUCCAAGCAGAAACUUGAGAAAGAGGUGGAUCGCUUGAAGACCGAGCGCGACAAUCUUGCCAAAGCCAAUCAGGACCUCGAAGAUGAGAUCAAUGGCGAAUUAGAGAGGGCUGCAGCUGAGGAAACCCGUCUCAACCAGGAAUUAGACCAGCUGCGCAACCAGAGAUACAGCAAGGCCGAGGACCGCGAUCGUGAGCUUACGUCGGCGACGAACAAAGUCACAAGGCUUGAGGCUCGAAUCAAGGAUCUUGAAAACAUGCUGGAUAACCAGUCGAAGCUUGCUGCGUCUCCUGAUGCAGAUAUCUCUGGACUCAAACAAGAUAUGGCCGACGCACGAAAGAACGAAGCUUCCGCACUCAAGCGCGAAACGGAGCUCAAGACAACAAAUCGUGACUUGAGGAUGCAGAUCAAUGAUCUUGAGCGCGAAUUGCACGAUGCUCGUCUUGCUCAGUUGAAAUCUCCUUCCGUUUCGCCGCCGUCCUCCAACUCCAAAGAACUGGCUCGACUGCGACAAGAACUUGUUGACGCUCGUGCGGACCUAAAGACUGCCCGGACACGAAACCAUGAGCUAGAACGCUCAUCUCGCAACAUUUUCAGAAAAGAGGCUGAGCAACCUGACAGCCUCCAAGCCCGUAUAAAAUCCACUACCGCAGAAGCUAGGGAGCUGAGCGAGAAAGUUGCGGACCAGGAGAACGUCAUCUCGGAUCUCCACAUUGAAAUCCAAUACCUUCAAACCCAGCAGCAAGAAACUCGCAACAUUUCGCAGACUCUCAUGUCUCGUGACCGCCAGAUCAAAGACCUCGAAACCCAGCUGGCUCGCCUCGAGUCGCGCCCCCAAAAAGCUGGCGCCCAAGACGUCAACGACUUAUCCGUGCGCCUCUCCACGCGCGACAGCGAACUCAAAGAGACCAAGCGCCAGUUGCUUCGCAUUCGUACCGAGCGACGAAUUGCGAACGAGAAAGCCGAUGCUGUCGAGAACGAGCUUGAGGUCUUGCAAGGCCGCUAUGAGGGUAUGCUCGAAAAGCUGAGCUCCGGACAGCAUAGCAAGGAUGAAGUCCGAGAGAAAGAAGUCCGAGGCCUGAUGAAAGAGAUCACGUUCCUCAAGGCGCGCUGCAAGCGUGCAGAACGCCUGAGGAAGGACGCUGCCUGGGCGAAAGACUGGGUCAGGAGGGAGGAGCAGGUCAGAGUCAAAUGUAAUCAAAUCGACCUUCGUAUUCUUAAGGAGAUGGGCGUUCAAAUCCCGAGACGGGAGAAGUACGAGAAGAAGCUCUCACCAAAGCAAAAGUUUCGCGCCGGCGUCUUCACGGUGAUUGCGGCGAUGCGCAUCAGCAACUUGCAAGAAGACUGGGCGGAGUGGAAGGCCGUAGGCGAGGAGUUGAAGGCCGCCAGUAUGGGUGCUAAGGGGAAGGCAAAGCAGCAGUCGGAACGGAGGCGUGCUUCGAGCGGUGUCGAAGGCAGGACGACAAAGAUGCGUGGGGUGUAG
Molecule: messenger RNA, 3903 nt
Organism: Cyphellophora europaea CBS 101466
Lineage: Eukaryota; Fungi; Ascomycota; Eurotiomycetes; Chaetothyriales; Cyphellophoraceae
Exons: 2
Coding region: 1-3903 (1300 amino acids)
Cellular component (GO): microtubule organizing center
Source: RefSeq, a predicted model, not a curated record